Asparagus officinalis (garden asparagus) is the source of this 1450-nucleotide messenger RNA. RefSeq lists its product as uncharacterized. Gene Ontology annotation, cellular component: membrane. Bases 1 to 1092 code for a protein of 363 amino acids. The transcript is spliced from 6 exons. Lineage: Eukaryota; Viridiplantae; Streptophyta; Magnoliopsida; Asparagales; Asparagaceae. Gene Ontology annotation, molecular function: transmembrane transporter activity. The record is from RefSeq and is a predicted model, not a curated record. Gene Ontology annotation, biological process: transmembrane transport.
AUGAAGAGCCAGAUGAUCUCCAUGAAGGAGGGAUCGUCGUCGUCGUCGUCGUUGCUGCUGCUACCGCCAUCAUCAUCAGAAAAACCACAGACGGUCCUCGGACCGAAAAAAGCUGCCAUGACCGUUAGGAGCGUGACGAGGGAGGAGAUAAACAGGUAUUGGAGGAUGAAGAAGAUCGAAGAGGAGGAGCACCUGUUAGCAGCUCUGAAAGCAGCAGCUAGAAUCAGGGCAAGAGCUCUCCCGGUGUAUGUGAUUAGCGGGACGGUGGCGCAGUGGUAUUUUGAGAAGGAGGGGACGAAGCCGAGGAGGAGCAUUAGGAGUUCUAUGAGCCUCUUUGGUGUUGUCAUGAUGGCGAAGCUAUUGGCAAGGGAAAAGCCUAAAGAUGGAUUUUGGUUGGGUACAGGGUUGGGUUCAGGGUUGAUUUUAGGGUUUGGUAUGGGCUAUGACAUAUGUCACCCAAAUAGAGCGAGUGAUAGCGGCGUCUCUACCAAGUUUGGUACAGUGUGUUUCUCAGGAAUGGUAAUGGGUAUUAUAAGGGUGGUGCGUGCUAUAGUAGAUAGUGCGCAACAUGAAGAAAAUGCUUCUGGAUUUGUGAAUCUUAUUCUUAGUUGCUGUGCAAAGUUUUUGUUAUCAGCAGUUGACUUCGUCAAUAAGUUCACCAUAAAUUUUGCGGCAAUUACCGGCGAAUCUUACUGCUCUUCAGCAAAGAUGACAUAUGAGCUUCUUAGACGGAAUCUUCUCUCUCCUGUUUUUGUUGAGACAGUCUCUACCCGGAUCCUUGCUGGGAUUAUUUUUGUCAUCUCAACAUUAUAUGCAAUAGCGGUUUUCGCAAUCUUGAAGGCAUUCAGUACCCUUGAACUAGAAAUCUACCUUGUUGCCGCUCUAGCAUGGCUGCUGCUAAUUUUGGUGCUGGGUUACUUCGUCCAUGUAUUGGAUAACGUUAUCGAUACAAUUUAUGUGUGCUACGCCAUCGAUAGAGACAAAGGCGAAGUUUGUAAGCAGGAGGUCCAUGAGGUAUAUGUGAUGCUCCCAAUAAGUAGGAAUCACAGGGCAUCUUCCCUUGUCCAUAGAACUCCGCCAAUGAUUGUAUGAUUAUUUAGUCCUCUACCCAUUUGUCAUCCUGAGAUAACCUUUAUGGCUUUAUUAGGGAGUCCCUCCUGUAAUUUAUGUACUCCAUUUAGAGGGAAAUAAGCACACUCCUCCAUGGAGUGCCGGUAAGUUCAAGGUCUUGUACAUUUUGUAGAUUGUACAAAAAAAUUGUAAUUUUUGUUGACGUUCACUUCCUUUUAGCUGUAGGCAAACCAAGUAACAGAAAUUUAUGUGGUUUUCUGCACGUUGAAUGAAUGCGUUGCGUGACUGGACGGAGAGAUGUAGAAUGAAAGCAUACGUUGCUGUAAAGAAGUGAGGAAAUUUGAGUAGAACUAAUUUUGUGAGUGCUGUUCUGUUCUUU